AUGCUUUUGCUGACCUUCAAAGACAUCACCGGUCCCAAGUCGGCCACAAAGGCAAUUUUGGUUAUCUAUGAUAUCUUCGGAUUCUUUGAGCAGACAAUUCAAGGUAGUGAUAUCUUAUCGGAUUCAGACGAACAAAAAUACCGUGUGUUCAUGCCCGACUUUUUCGAGGGCGAACCAGCCGAUAUCACCUGGUUUCCACCAACAUGCACUAAGCACGAGAAGAAUCUUGAGACUUUCUUCCAGACGAAGGCCACACCCGAAAAGGCUCUAGCGAGGCUACCAGGAAUUGUAGCUGCGGCAAAUAAAUUGGCCGCGAGUGGAGAGUUCGAGUCUUGGUCCAUUCUGGGGUACUGCUGGGGAGGAAAGAUGGCUUGUCUGGCUUCCGGCCAAGGAAGUCCAUUCAAGGCUGCCAUUCAGUGCCAUCCAGCCAUGCUGGCACCAGAAGAUGCAAGAUCGGUGACUGUGCCGAUGGCAGUUCUCGCUUCGAAGGACGAAGACGGGAAGGACGUGCAGUCUUUCUGCAACAACCUGCGGGUACCUAAUUAUGUAGAGACAUUUUCCACACAGAUCCACGGUUGGAUGGCCGCCAGAUCAGAUUUGCAGGAUAUCGAGGUCCGCAGGAAGUAUGAGCAGGGGUAUGAGACCGUUUUGAAGUUCUGUCGUAAAUAUGCAUAA
This is a messenger RNA of Aspergillus candidus, 675 nucleotides long. RefSeq lists its product as uncharacterized. NCBI's taxonomy places the organism in Eukaryota, Fungi, Ascomycota, Eurotiomycetes, Eurotiales, Aspergillaceae. The transcript has 2 exons. The record is from RefSeq and is a predicted model, not a curated record. Gene Ontology annotation, molecular function: hydrolase activity. Bases 1 to 675 code for a protein of 224 amino acids.